This is a messenger RNA of Plasmodium gonderi, 312 nucleotides long. Its product is annotated as signal recognition particle subunit SRP9. Gene Ontology annotation, cellular component: signal recognition particle, endoplasmic reticulum targeting. Gene Ontology annotation, molecular function: 7S RNA binding. The transcript has 5 exons. Bases 1 to 312 code for a protein of 103 amino acids. The record is from RefSeq and is a predicted model, not a curated record. Gene Ontology annotation, biological process: SRP-dependent cotranslational protein targeting to membrane. Lineage: Eukaryota; Apicomplexa; Aconoidasida; Haemosporida; Plasmodiidae.
AUGGUUUAUGCGAUAUCGUGGGCAGAUUUUAUGCAGGCCUCAAGGGACAUCAUUUCCAAGUCUCCGGAUAGGACAAGAUACGUUAUAAAAUUGCAUAGGCCAACGGAGAGGAUUAUUUUGAAAGUUACCGAUAAUAACAAUAGUAUAAUGUAUAGAUUAAGUAAGAAUGAUAACUUAAAGAAGGUAGAGGAAUUAAAUUCUCUUUUUUUGUUAUGGGGAUCCAACGAAAAUGUCAAUGAAUCCUUCCCGCUUAAAAUUAGCAGAAGUGUAGAUAAAACGCCCAAUGACCCUAAGGUGAAAAAAGGAACUUAG